Molecule: messenger RNA, 531 nt
Organism: Penicillium alfredii
Lineage: Eukaryota; Fungi; Ascomycota; Eurotiomycetes; Eurotiales; Aspergillaceae
Exons: 1
Coding region: 1-531 (176 amino acids)
Source: RefSeq, a predicted model, not a curated record
AUGGCCCCCUCCGCAGAUCCUCUACCAGUGGCGGUGCCCACAGCACCCACAUUCCUCGAACCAUCUCCUCCGACCCAUCCCGACCGGCUGUACGUCAACCGCAGCGCAAAGGCCUUUGGCAGCGGGGCAUUCUCGCUGGUCGACCUACCAGCCGGGGCACUCUUCGCCAAGAUCACCACCGCCACGCCGGGCAAGAAAGCGUACACGAGCGUGCAAACAGGGCGCGACACGCACAUCGAGCUCAAUUCCGACCUGGUGUAUUGCAACCACUCGUGCGCGCCGUCGCUGAUCUUCGAUAUGGCGCGCAUGGAGGUGCGCGUUGUCGACGAACGGCCGUUGAAGAAGGGCCAUGCGCUGACCUUCUUCUACCCGAGCACCGAGUGGGAAAUGGACCAGCCGUUUCAGUGCACCUGCGGGGCGGGUGAGGUCUGUUGUGGGUGGAUUCCUGGGGCGAAAACGAUGCCUCCUGAUGAGUUGGAUGGGUACUGGCUUAAUGGGCAUAUUGCAGAGUUGCUGCACGAGCGGCAUUGA